AUGACUAGUGACGAUUAUGAUGACUUCCAAUUGUUUAGAUACACACCUAAUCAAGGUGCCGCAAGAUUUUUUGCUGUUAUGUUCUGUAUAAUAUGUGUCAUUGUCGUACCGGUAUUCGUAUCAUAUGGUUGUAAAAGUAUGAAGAAAGUAUCGAGUUUCCUGGAUGCUAACACAUCCGUCUCAUAUUCUAUUAAAUAUUAUAACAGAACUCAAUUGAUCGGUGCAUAUGUGCCUUUGUUUUUCGGUAUUGGUUCUGAAAUUGCAGGUUAUAUCUGUAGAAGUAUCUCUACAUUGCAUCAAGAAGACGUCUCUCCAUAUAUCGGUCAAUCCAUUUGCCUAUUGAUUGCUCCUACCUUCUACACUGCUACAAUCUAUAUGCUAUUCGGUAGAAUGGCUCAUUUAUUACAAGCAGAAAAAUUAAUGAUUAUGCCUGCUAAAUAUAAUACAACUUUCUUUGUUGUAGGUGAUGUGUUCAGUUUAUGUUUACAAGCUGCCGGUGGUGGUUUGAUGGCUAACGAAUCCUCUGCCACUUCUGGUUCAAACAUCGUUACAGCAGGUCUUUUCGUCCAAAUUGCAUGGUUUGGUUUAUUCAUGAUAAACGAAGUCUAUUUCUUAUUCAAGUUAAAGAAAAUGGACAAUCCAAUUGCCUCAGGAACAAAGACAUGGAGAAAUUUGAAUAUCAUCCUAUUGAUAAACUGUAUUCUGAUUUUGUUGAGAUCUAUUGUGAGAGCCAUUGAGUUUAUCCAAGGUUACAAAGGUGAGAUCAUAUCACAUGAAUGGUUCCUAUAUGUCUUUGAUGCCGUCCCAAUGUUUUUAUUGCCUGUCAUCUUUGUUACAUUUAUUAGAAUUUCUAGUAUAUAUAGAGUUCAAGAAGAAUCUGUUGAAAUUCAAACAUCUUACAAUUUUGAACCAAAGACUUUAGAUAUUGAUCAUGUUAGCACAACAAUUACAAGAAGUAGUUCUGACAUGAACCAGGUGACUAAUUUCGAGGUUGAAAAUAAGGUAUAA
Messenger RNA from Maudiozyma barnettii, 1008 nucleotides. RefSeq names its product Rta1p (gene RTA1). Gene Ontology annotation, cellular component: membrane. NCBI's taxonomy places the organism in Eukaryota, Fungi, Ascomycota, Saccharomycetes, Saccharomycetales, Saccharomycetaceae. The transcript has a single exon. The record is from RefSeq and is a predicted model, not a curated record. Bases 1 to 1008 code for a protein of 335 amino acids.